UCGCGUGUCUUCCGGGUAGAAGCAGCGCUAGCAGGCAGGAGCUAACACCGAGGGACGCUCCAGUCCGAACAUGUCGUCGUUGGUCCGCUGCGGCCCGCAGUAGUGCAAGGGUGUGCGCCGGUGGCUGUGGGGCGGAAGCGGACGGGCUGCCGUCAGCAGCGCCUCUUGGUUGUGUUCCUCCGGCGGAGCUUGGUGUCAACAUGACGGCCGGCUGGACUCCCGCUCUGGCCUAGAUCCGCGCUCCUGCAGCUCGCUCUCUCGACGCCGCUCUGCCCGCCGACGGACGGACCUGGGAUCCGACAGAGCAGGCUUUGACUGCAGAAACCGCAGCAAAUGGGCAACUGUCUCAAGUCUCCCACGACGGACAACAUCUCGCUGCUGCCCGAGUCGCAGGCGGACCGGGCCAGCUUCGGAGACGGUGCCGACCCAGACACGGAGCCGCCGCCGCCCUACCAGGAGCAGAGCAACAUGCCCAUGUACCACCCGACCCCCAGUCAGGCGCGGCUGGCCACCCAGCUGACGGAGGAGGAGCAGAUCCGCAUCGCACAGCGCAUCGGGCUGAUCCAGCACCUGCCCAAGGGCGUGUACGACGGCGGCCCCGACGGCUCGGAGAAGAAGAUCAGAGAGUGCGUGAUCUGUAUGCUGGACUUUGUGUACGGGGACCCCGUCCGGUUCCUGCCGUGCAUGCACAUCUACCACAUGGACUGCAUAGACGACUGGCUGAUGAGGUCCUUCACUUGCCCCUCCUGCAUGGAGCCCGUGGAUGCUGCCUUGCUCUCCACCUACGGGACCAACUGAUCCGGGGAGGUUUGUGGCGCCCAGGUUGCUCCUGCAGCCUCCUGCAACCUCACCUUCAACUGCCCUGUUUCCGGUGUGGAAUGAGCUGAGAAAUGGGCCUCUCUCUCUCUCGGCCUUCCACCCACACCUGCAAGCUGGUCUUCAGCCUGGCGUCCCUGCAUGAGAGGGUGGUGUUCAGGGCCUUUCCCCCUGAGCAGGUCUCAGCGGCCCCUGAUCGGCCCUCGCGCUCACACACACACACAGAUGUUUGGGGUGAUCCAGGCUGCUUCUGCAAACACCCACAAGCACGCUUGCUCAAGGGUCCGGAAGGCAGCGGGAAGCCACUUGUGCUGGGUCCAAAACGCGCGCGCACACUUCUUCUGAUCCAGAGAGUUGCACUUUAAUCCUGGGACAAUAUCUAAAGCGGCGUCUUAAUAUAUACCUUCCCUACCUUGCACUAUCCACUCGUCAUUCCUCUGGAGCCACGUGGUCCGCGCCCCUGGCUCGACUCUGCCGCGACAGGUGGAAGCUUUCUGGCUUUUCUGCUGUGAGGCCUCGUGUUUCCUGUGUGGGUUUAUUCUGUCAGAUCCCAGGAGUGUUGUUAUGUUGUCGGACAGUUGUGCGUCACUGUGACUGUGUGAGGAUGUCGGCAGUUCUCUGCCUUGACUGUGUUCCCUUCAGGAAUUGGAGCCCCACUCCUACAAGCGCGCAGCCGACUUGGACGGCUCCCCAGUCCCAGUGUCACAGCAGCAGUGCGCUGGACGUGGUAGAGGUCCAAAUGAGUCUUGUCCCGCUGGCGUCGAGCCGAGGUCAGGAGUGACCUGCAAGCCAAGUCCCUCGGCCGCGCAGAGACCGAGACUGUAGACCUGUAUCAGCUGGGCUCCGCCAUGCUUUCCUGUACCUUUGAUUUCUUUUAUUUAGCAGGUCAUCGAAGGCCCUGGUGUUAAAAAAAAAAACAUGAAUAAAGGGGUGAAAAAUGUUCUUACAGGAACAGUAUUUGUGGGGAAACACAUAUCUGCACAAGCUUUCCUCCAAUCCUUUACGUUCUGCACUUGUGUCUUUGAUGCCUUUUUCCCUGGAUGAAUCCUCGGUCUAAACUGGACCACCGUCCCUGUCAGAGAGUCACUACUUGUCCUCCACCUGACAGUGGAGUGGUGGACAGUGGCCGAGCCGAGUGUGGCUCAGACCAGGCUGAGAUGAUGGGAGCUGGUCCCGUCCGUCUUCCGCUCCACUGCUCACAUUGUUUGCUUGCAACAUGGCUGUUCUCAGAUUAGCUUAAUCGGCUUUGUCUCGUUUUAAUCUGCCUGAUCAAAUGUGAGCGUCGGCGCCGCACUUGCUCUAACGCCGUCUUCCCUCAUCAAGAAGAGGACGGAGCCACUGGGGGUUUGCUCAGCUUUAAUCUGUUCACCACCAGCCCGGCGCCGCCUCAGGGCUUGUACAUCCCGUGGAAGGUGACCGGAAUGAUGCAGUCCACCUCGGCCCGAGCGACCUCGGACAGGUCCUUGGCGUUGAGAAUGAGCAGGUAGGAGGGUCUGUGAGCGCCCGGAGCCACCACGAUGGUCAGCAGCACUCCUGCGGGACCAGGUCAGGAGUUGAGGCCACGCCGGUCGCACGCUCGCUCGCUCGCUCGCUCGCAGAGACUCACCGUCGUCCUCGUCCACGCCGCCGGGAGUCUGGACGAACAGCGGCUCUGAGGGGUAGGAGUCGGGCUCCUGCCACACCCAGGUCUCCUUGGUCCUCACGUUCAGCUUGCAGAUCUGCAAAAGAAAAUUGUCGGUCAGCGCUGGAAGCCGCCGGCGUGGCGGGGACGUACCCUGUCUGGGAUGAAGUGGUUGAGGCCCAGGCCGUAGGCGUAGGUGUAGUUCCUCCCAGAGUGGCGCUCGUAGUUGAUCUGCGGAAACUCAAAGGCUGCCACACGGAAGACGAGGGUGAGCGCGGGCGCAAGCGGAAGACGGCGAGCGGGGCCAACCUUGGCGCGGCCCUGAGAAGAGGACCUCCGGCUCCAGCCAGAUGGUGCCGUCGGCGUGCAUGACGGCGGUGGCGGUGGAGUACGGCAGACUCACCAGGUUCUUCCCCUGCUCCUCCUUCACGCAGACACAAGCGUCAUCACCCAGCUCACCGAGGGCUCAGCAGAGCGCGGCCUCCAACCUUGUGCACGUCCAGUGGGAUGACGUAUCUGCGCACCUCCGGCUGAGGCGCGAUCAUCGCCGCCUUUUUCACUUCCUCCCAGUUUUCUCUCAGGUUGGCCAGCCACAGGUAGUUGUAGACAAACUCGAAGCUGCGGAGAGAAAAGAGGCGUCCAGAGCGGGCCCCACACCAGCGGGCGGGGGCCGCCGCUUACCCCUUCCAGGCACAGAGGUCCACCACGAUGAAGCCCUCGUCCUCGUAGGUGUUGAUGUGGUGGAACAUCCCGAUGGCGGCUCCCUUGAACUUGUGCUCGAUGUACUCGCCCGGAGUUUUGGUAGCAAUGUGAAACAAAGUCUGAGAGAAAGAGUGAGAGGUUUGGAACCAACCUCCAAAGGCGAAACACAGGACGGUGACGAGCCAAAUCCUGACACGCAUGCUUGCUCUUACUCCUUGACUCUCGUUGGACUCAAAGCAGUCCAUGUAGUUGGACCCUCGGAUGCUCCAGGCGCUCAAGAACUUGAGGAGGUUGAUUUUAACCGGCGUCUCCACGAACACAAAGUGGUUCUCAGACAUGCCGAAGCUGGGAGAGAGGUUGAGCGGUUUGCAUCGAUGAUGAUGACGAUGAAGAGGCGAGUCAAAAUGCCACGCACCUGUGCACGUAGGAGGGCUUGAAGCGCUCGGCGCUGGGGAUCUGCACCACCACCUUGGACUUCUCGAUGGGAUCCGACUUGUCUGGAGGCGAGAGAGAGUUAGAGACGAGAGGCAGCUGCACAGACACGGCGGGGUGGAAUGAAUCCCUAUCAUCAUGGUCACGGCUCAGUCCACCUUUCUGCGCAGGCGGGAUCUUCACGAUGUUAUAGGCCAGCGUGGCCCCUUUGCCCAUGCAGUUGCCGAUGUUGUACACAGUGCCGUCCCUCUCGAUGUGGGGGUGAGCCGUCACGCCGUUCACGUUGACGUAGUUGCACAUGUCGACCUGGAAACACGGGCGUCAUCCUGCUGGAGAUGAGCAGACGCCCAACACCCUGCUACCUUUUUCAGAGUCUCCAGAGUAUCAGGGUUGACUUUGGUGAUGAAGUUGGUUUCGGUCACGGCGUAAAAAUCCUCUCCCACUGGGUAGAUGUUGACCAGACAGUUGUCGGUGACCUCCACUCCCUUAAAGUAGGAGAAGAACCUGG
Messenger RNA from Synchiropus splendidus (mandarinfish), 4079 nucleotides. Its product is annotated as RING finger protein 11-like. The record is from RefSeq and is a predicted model, not a curated record. NCBI's taxonomy places the organism in Eukaryota, Metazoa, Chordata, Actinopteri, Syngnathiformes, Callionymidae. The transcript is spliced from 3 exons. Bases 334 to 798 code for a protein of 154 amino acids.